Eublepharis macularius is the source of this 977-nucleotide messenger RNA. It is a transcript of the gene XK, whose product is annotated as X-linked Kx blood group antigen, Kell and VPS13A binding protein. NCBI's taxonomy places the organism in Eukaryota, Metazoa, Chordata, Lepidosauria, Squamata, Eublepharidae. Bases 1 to 780 code for a protein of 259 amino acids. The record is from RefSeq and is a predicted model, not a curated record. The transcript has 4 exons. Gene Ontology annotation, cellular component: membrane.
AUGAAAUUCCCGGGCUCGGUCCUGGCCUCGCUCUUCCUCUUCGUGGCCGAGACUGCGACGGCCCUAUACCUGAGCAGCACCUACCGCUCGGCCGGCGACCGCAUCUGGCAGUCGCUGACGCUGCUCUUCGCGCUGCUGCCCUGCGUGCUGGUGCAGUUCAGCCUGGUCUUCAUCCACCGCGACCUCAGCAGGGACAGGCCGCUUGUGCUGCUGCUCCACAUCCUGCAGCUGGGGCCCAUUGUCAGGUGUGUGGAAGUUUUUUAUAUUUAUUUUCAUGCAGGGAGAGUGGAAGAACCUUAUGUCAGCAUCACCAAGAAGCGGCAGAUGCCCAGAGAUGGUCAUUCGGAAGAAGUGGAGAGAGAAGUGGGCCAGGCAGAGGGCAAGCUGUUUACGCAUCGGUCUGCAUUUAGUAGAGCAUCAGUGAUCCAAGCUUUCCUGGGCUCUGCACCUCAACUGACGCUUCAGCUGUAUAUAUGUGUCCUGCAACAGGAGAUCACAGCAGCUAGAAGUAUCUUCAUGGCACUUUCUCUCCUAUCGAUAGUAUACGGAGCACUGCGCUGCAACAUCCUGGCCAUUAAGAUUAAGUACGAUGAUUAUGACAUCAGUGUGAAACCUGCUGCCUACCUCUGCAUUUUCCUCUGGCGAAGUUUUGAGAUUGCUAGCAGGGUUAUUGUUCUCGUCCUCUUCAGUUCAGUCCUUCAAAUCUGGAUCCUUCCUGUGGUGCUUGUCAAUUUCUUUGCCUUUUUCUUCUAUCCAUGGAUUCUCUUCUGGCAAAACUAAAACUGGACGCUUCUGAAUCCAGACGAAAACACAGAGGAAGAAUAUAGCUGCUGAAUUCAAGCCUUUGAAACUGACCUGCCACAUUUUCCUUUCAAGUGCCACAAAUGUUGACUCUCUCCAGAAGGCAGCUUAAAGACUUGGUCUUUUGAUUUUUUUUUUGUUUCGAUAUGAUCAUGUAAAUUUUGUUUUUGCUUUGU